Messenger RNA from Cyphellophora attinorum, 1410 nucleotides. RefSeq lists its product as uncharacterized. The transcript has a single exon. Gene Ontology annotation, molecular function: DNA binding; catalytic activity. Gene Ontology annotation, cellular component: nucleus. Gene Ontology annotation, biological process: base-excision repair. The coding region runs from base 1 to 1410 and encodes 469 amino acids. The record is from RefSeq and is a predicted model, not a curated record. Lineage: Eukaryota; Fungi; Ascomycota; Eurotiomycetes; Chaetothyriales; Cyphellophoraceae.
AUGGCGCAGCCCUUCCGACCAAUGAAAUGGCCACAAAGUCCGCCCACCCCUCCCCUCGGCAACGACUACGAGAGAUCUCCUUCUCCUCCUUAUGAUGAUCGACCAAGUAUACGUACAGACGAGCGUGGCAUGGUGAUCGAGGAUGUCACUAUCGAUACUCCAACAAGGGUGUCGGCUGAGCUUUUGGCGAUAAAGGAACGCAAGACCAAGGCCAAGCCUAAGCGACAACCUAUACAAUAUGUCUCGAAGCACUUCUUUCAGGAGGACUCCCCGGCGAGGACACCAAGCCGCCGCUCGAGAAAAAAUGCCAACAAAUAUGCAGACGACGUCCUACCAUCAUUGACGGCUACAACACCGCCCGGGACGCCAGCCCAUCGGCCAGCACCGCGCAUCGUGUACGGACUCAACCUCGAUGAGCUCUCCUCGGACUCCUCCCUCACAGACGUCCCUUCAGACAUCGGACCCGACCCCUUUAGCCCAGCCGAAUUGGUCGCUGUCAAAUCGCUCGCUACUCCCAAGAAAGGUCGCCAGCCAAAGUCCUCCCCAUAUUUCCCAACACCUCACAAGCCUCGUCCACAUUUCCUUUCCACCCUGCCUUUUCCGCCUAUCUUCAACGCCACCUUUGGACUCAUGCAAGAGCGCCUCUGUGAUCGGCCCUUUGAGCUACUUUUAGCAACCAUCUUCCUCAACAAAACGCCCGGCGAACGUGCUAUGCCUGUGUGCUUCCAACUGCUCGGGCAAUACCCCACGCCUGCCGCAAUCGCAAACGCCAAGGUCGAGGACAUCACGCACAUCAUCCGACACCUGGGCUUCCAGAAUCAGCGUGCGCAUAAGAUUGUCGGGCUGGCGAAGGGCUGGGUCGCUCGGCCGCCCAGGUUCGAUGUGCGCUACCGGAAGGUCGACUACCCGCUCAAGGGCGAUGGGAAGAACGUGGCCCCAGAAGAAGCUAUCACUGACAUGGACGAGCGUGUUGCAUGGGAGAUCUCGCAUCUGCCUGGUCUAGGACCGUACUCGCACGACAGCUGGCGGAUGUUUUGUCGUGACAAAUUGCGUAGGAAAGCAACGGGCUACCGCGGCGAGGGUGCAGGGGAGGACUUUGAGCCGGAGUGGAAGCGCGUCUUGCCGAAGGAUAAGGAACUUCGCGCUUGGAUGACGUGGAUGUGGAUGAAGGAAGGGUGGGUGUGGAAUUGUGAGACGGGUCAGCGGACCAAGGCCCCGGACGAAUUGAUGGAGUUGGCUAGAGGCGGCGGGGUAGUCGUUGAAGAGCAUAAGGAAGGGAAGGAGAGCUUGCGCGUUGAGCAAGGCUACGACUACAACGGCGAUCUAGUACAGGAUCGAUCCACUGUGCCAGAACCGCAAAGGCCUGCAGGUAAAAUACUGGAUCAAGUCAAGGCCGAAGCUUCCGAUUAG